Rodentolepis nana is the source of this 1368-nucleotide messenger RNA. NCBI's taxonomy places the organism in Eukaryota, Metazoa, Platyhelminthes, Cestoda, Cyclophyllidea, Hymenolepididae. The record is from the annotation of a GenBank genome assembly.
AUGACCUGCAAUUUAGCCUCAGUUAAUCCUCCAUCUGGUAUGGAGAAACCAAAUAUUGACGAAACAACAGAAACAUCGGUUACUCUCUCUUGGGAUCCUCCACGAAAGGGACCAGUUACCGGUUACAUAGUAGAAAAAAGGCCAAAAAAUGAAAGAAAUUGGUCAAAAGCAAAUACCGGACCCGUCACUGGAACUUCUUUCGUAGUCAAGAACCUUCCAACUGGAAAGGAAUUCCAAUUCCGUAUUAUUCCAGUCAACUUGGCCGGCGAAGGUGAACCAAGUGAACCCACUGAAAAUGUGAUAGUCCAGAAUCCACCAACUGCACCUAAGAUCAGCAAAAAUAUCAUGAGCAAUAUAAAUGCCGUGGUGGAUAAACCUUUCAAAAUGCAUAUUCCAUACUCUGGAACUCCCCCUGAUAAUAUUGAAGUCGUGAAGGAUGGAAAGCCAAUUCCACUUCCCAGUGGAAAUUUCAUGGUUGAGAUCACUCCAAAUGAAGUGAUUAUCGUAAAUACCAAAGCUGAGAAAGGGGAUACUGGCCGAUAUAAUAUAUCCUUAUCUAAUAGUCAGGGUAAAGAUGAGGUGGCCAUCCAAGUAAAUGUUAGAGGUCCACCAGCAGCUCCUAUUGGUCCCCUGGAGAUUACCGAUGUUCGAGCCGAGAGCUGUACGCUCUCCUGGAAACCUCCCACCGACAAUGGUGGUUCACCUAUUACCAACUAUGUCGUGGAGAAACAGGAAGGCAGCAGUUCUGAAUGGACCACUGUUAGUGCUUUCGUUCGUAUGCCCACAUGCGACGUCAGCGACCUUUCUCAGGGAAGGCAGUACCGAUUCCGAGUUAGGGCUGCAAAUGAAUUCGGACCCGGUGAGCCUCUCGAAGCAGAAAAGGCCAUCACAGCUGAAAAUCCCAUCGUUCCUCCGGGUCCACCCAGUGACCUCGAUAUUGCAGAUGUGGAUGCAGAUAGUGUGACUCUCUCUUGGGCCAAACCUCGUAAAACUGGUAAUGGAAAGAUUAGCGGCUAUAUUGUGGAGUACAAACCGGUAUCCGGUGGAGAUUGGACCAAGGCAACUACUACAAGUGACAAAGAUACUAACGCAACUGUGGAAGGACUAAAGAAGGGAGAGAAAUACUUCUUCAGAGUUGUAGCAAAGAACGAGGCUGGUCGUGGAGAGCCAGCAGAGACUUCAAGGCCGGUGCUCUGCAAACCGAAAUAUAAUAUCCCUGAUGCACCUGGAGUUCCUGCUGUGAAAGAUGUAGACAGCGACCAUGUAGAUUUGGAAUGGGCUCCACCUCUCAAGGAUGGAGGGGCCCGCAUUACUGGCUAUGUCGUUGAAAAGAAACAAAUUGGAGCAAGUGAAUGGGAGCCUGCCACU